This is a messenger RNA of Rosa chinensis, 3477 nucleotides long. RefSeq lists its product as uncharacterized. The coding region runs from base 54 to 2486 and encodes 810 amino acids. The transcript is spliced from 2 exons. Lineage: Eukaryota; Viridiplantae; Streptophyta; Magnoliopsida; Rosales; Rosaceae. Gene Ontology annotation, biological process: meristem development; meristem maintenance. The record is from RefSeq and is a predicted model, not a curated record.
CCAGGUCUCUCAACUGCUUCUUUCCUCUUACGGCUAAACAUCUUUACUGUGUUAUGAUCCCUCAAAAACAAAAAACGAAGGCUCUAUUCAAAUCCCCUGUACUCCAAAUUCCAAAACGACAAAAUCCUUUCUCUCUCUCUAAAACCUUCUAUGUUAUUUGCUACAGAGCAACAAUCAUCUCCCAUACUCUGUCUCGUCUUGACACCAUGAUUGAAGAGAAAGAAAUGGUCAUGGUUUCACCAACUGGUGGAGACCCAUUUUGCAAAAAUGCCUAUUUUCUCAAACCCAUUCUCCCUAAUUCCUCCAUUUAUGAACCUCCUUUCAAUCUCCCUCACUUUCUUUCCUCCCUCGCACCCCGUUUUGACCCAAAAAAGUUGAACCUUCAAUUCCGUGGAUGGCGUUACGACCACCAAGAUUUGCAGAGUUGGUUUCUCCACUUGGCUUCUAAGCACCAAUCUACAUGGAAGAAAGCUGGUAUCUUUGAAGCCAUCUUCAAUUCCACGUACCAAAUCAAAAGGAAAAAGGAUUUGGUUUGUGGGUUUGCAGAGAAAUGGUGUUGUGAGACCAACACCUUCAUCUUUCCAUGGGGUGAAGCAACUAUCACAUUGGAGGAUGUUAUGGUUUUGGGAGGCUUUUCUGUUUUGGGAUACUCCAUUUUAAGUCCUAUUGAAAGCAGAGAACUGAAAGAAAUAGAAGACAAACUUGAGGAAGAGCGAAUUGGACUUUACAAUCGCGAGGGUGGGGUUAGAGUUGUUUACACACAACUAUGGAUGAAGAAGUUCAUGAAGAGUGGAAGUGAAUUAGAGCACGAAGCAUUCCUUGUGUUCUGGCUGUCCAGGUAUGUUUUCCAUAAUUCUCACAAUGCAGUCAAUAAGGCUGUUUUCUCCAUUGCAAUUCGUCUAGCUAGGGGGAUUAGAGUUGCGCUUGCACCAGCUAUUCUUUCUCACAUUUAUAGAGAUUUGAGUCUGCUCAAAAGGACAAUUGUAUCUUCAAAUGAAUUAAAUGUCAAGAAUGCUUUUGUACUGGAACUCAUAAUCAAGUCACAGUUUCAAUUAGUUCAGAUUUGGGCUUGGGAACGAUUUCUGGAACUUAGGCCAAAGCCCAAAGUUAUAUGCUAUGGUGAGCCGAGAUUGGCUCGAUGGGAUAAAGUAGACUGUCUGAAUGUUGGAGAUAUGAGGAGGGUUUUAGACUCAGCAGGUGAAGGUUUCAUGUGGCGCCCUUAUGCCAUGGUCAUUAAGAACUGGAAUUUUCCUAAAUACUAUGUUGAAAAGGAAGAGUGGGUGUUGGUUGGUGCAGGCUUGGAUGAUGAACUAUUGUCAUUUGCCAUGUGCUUGAGGGUGGCUGAGUUAGUUGGAUUUGAUACUAUACAGCAGUACCUUCCACAUAGAGUAGCUAGGCAAUUUGGAUUUGAUCAAGACCUUCCGUGUUCUGUUUCUGGACACAGCCAAAAUUAUGACAACACGAAAUUGUAUAUUCCAUCCAGGCUUUCUGAGGCAGAUGUUAGCAUUAGAUACUUAAAUUGGUGGAAGGAAUCUGUGUCAGGCCUCAAACAGAGACAUAUUCCAUUGAAAAAGAAAGUUAAGAGAGCUGUAGACUUGAUAUAUGAUGCUUCCAGUCCUUGUAUUUGUUCUCCAAAGAAUUCAGAAGAACUUGUGCAGGUUUCUGCAGGACGGAAUGAAGGUGAAUAUUCUUUUUGUCCUCCAGGAUUUUCUCUCAAAAGGAAUAGAAUGGAAGCUGGAGAUCCUAUAGACGAAGAUGAUCUAACUAUAUCAGAGGCUUUGAAACUUAAGAAGAAGCUUAAAAUUGUUGAAACUGGAAAAUAUACUGACAGUGCGAAGUUGUCAAGUCCCAAUCAAAUUUGUGCAUCUUCAUCUGCAGAUGAAAGUUAUAUGAAUAUUAUGAAGUCAAAAAUACUGGAAAAAGAAGUUGUGUUGAGUAGUGAAGUGGUGACUUGGGGAAGUAAAGGUCAUUGGAAACUGGACAAGGUAAUCAUGAGUCAGGAAGGAAGUCUAAGUAAUGACAUGGUGAGCAUCGUUGGCAAUAAAUGUCCUAGCAGCACCUCUUUAUCUGGUAAACCGGAAUGUGGUAGCAGCAUGUCUUUAUGUAAGAAACGGGAAUGUGCUAGCAGCAGUUCAUUAUUUGUGAAACAAGAAUGUACUAGCAGCGGCUCUUUAUUUGUAAAACUGGAAUGUGCUAGCAUCAGCCCUUCAAUUGCAGAUGAAGGUACUUUUGUUAAUACUAAGACGUCUGAAAGAUUGGAGGAAGAGGUUCCAUUCAUUAAAGCUUUGAUCUGGGGAGGUAAGGGUAAGAGGAAAAUGAAAAAUGUAAUGAGAAGUAAGGCAAGAAGCAGAUCCUUAUUCAAGAAACGGGAAGAUGGCAGCAGCAGCACUUCAUUUGAAAAACGAGUUUCAGAGCUUAAAGCUAAGGUUUACAGGCUGGAAAAGGUGGUUCAGGUGUUGAAAGAAAAUACUUUUGGGAAGAGUUGACUCAUUGAAAGUUAAAUCAAAUGGUGCUUUCUCUGAGUUAGGAGUCUAAACUCUCUUGAAUUUGGCAGUCUAAACCCUGUAUUUCAGAGUCUUCGAGAUAAAAGUUGAGACAAUUUUUGUUGUCUGUAAAAGAGAAAUAAGACGGUAUGAGGAGAUCCUAAUGUUUCGUUUGUUACUUCUAGCUUGGAUUAAAAAGCUAAUGGGACACCAUGUUAGCAGUUUACAUAUGCAAUUAGUGUGUUCACCCGCUGCAUAGGUAAAUCUAUAUGUGUGAUGCACUAAUCACUAAUGGUUAUUUAAUCUAGGUUUCCAAGAGGCACUAAAAUGUUGUAACUGCUAAGUAUGACAAUAGAAAGACAUAUCCAUCAAAUUGAUCACGGGACAACCGCAUCUACAGAACAAGAAGAAGAAUCAGCAAAGGAACAAGAAGAAGAAGGAGAAGAUGAAGAAGAAGAGAAUGAACAAGAAGAGGAUGAAGACGAGGAAGAAGAAUUUGACGUUUGUGAUGUUUGCUUGAAGGACAAGGAACACUGGACAUUUGAUUGCCCGUACCUGGAUCGCAUCCCGAACCCAAAGACGACAACUGUUGGCAGUGACUAUGCAAUAGUUUGUAGAGGAUGUCAUGCGUUGGGUGGCCAUUCUGAUAGGGGCUGGGUAGGACGUGCCAUUAUGAAGUCUUAUAGCAUUUGUGAGGUACCAGCUUCUCACUGGAGUUACGAAUGCCCAAAAAACCCUGACCCAGAAGGUAUGACAAUUCGAAUAACCGUAAGGUGUUGAAGCAAGAGGUAUAUAGUGUCGCAUGUGUACUCCUUUUCAUUGGUCAGCUCUACGAUAAACUAUGUUAUCCCUUGCAUAAGGACUUUAUCCGGUGUUUCAGAACACAGUACUAUUGUGUCCCCUGUUAUGAAAACGCCUAUCUAGACAUUGUUAUUGUACCAGAUUGUUAUUUGCGUCUUGCCAACUGUAUUCUCUUCUACUGCUGCUUUUAUUG